UCAGGGACGGAUCUGGUCAAGGACGUCAUAUCCUAUCUGAUGGCGGCCGCCGAGAAAACCUUUACUAUAUAAUUUCUAGUAGGGACCUUUACUGUCUAUGCAAGAUACAUGAAACAUGACAUGUAACCAAAACUGACAACUUGAUCCCCCCCCCUACGAAUUAACGGCACAAUUUACACUAGGCUCAUAGGAAACCUAUAUUUUGGCCAUGACAUGAGACCAGUAACUCAUUUUCAAGAUCUCAGGUGGUCAGCUAACAACGAACUUGUUUAUUACAAUUGAGGACCGUGCUUAGGAAGCAGAUUGGAAGAAGAGAACAUGGCGAUGCCAAGAACUGGAUCCCUUUUGUCUGCCCGACUGCUAGGGACAUUUCCUAAACAACUCGUCUGGGCGUCUGCUUCCCCUUGGUCUGUGAUAUUGAGGAAUCAUCAAAGCGGAUAUCGGCGACCUGGUCAGCCCAAGGACAAAAGAUGGCUAUGGCAAAGGAUUAAUUUCGACUUCUCUAAGGGGGUAGAUUCAGUGGAGAAACACCUGGGACUGUUAAAAGAUGAGUUUCUGCAGCGCUGGGUCGGUCCCGAAGGCAAGCCUCUUGUUGAGCACAUGCUGGAACAGACACGGGUGAUGUGGGAAUUUCGUGGCCCACCCAGUUUGAAUCAGUGGAUUGUCUCCUCUGAUCAGGAGAUUGGUGGUCGCAGUGAGAUAUACCUGAAACUGAGCAGAAACAAUACCACCGCUCUGCUAUACGGCACGCUAUGCUCUGUCCCGCCAAGGGAUGGAGAAACUCGAUACAGUGGAUACAUCUCGAUGCGCUCACGGCAGCCUCGUGGUUUGCUUGACAGGAAGAAACCCCAUGACCUGUCCAGCUUUAACACGUUACACCUGCGCAUACGUGGUGACGGGCGACCUUGGAUGAUAAACAUUGGAUCAGAAGGCUACUUCUCCCAUCAGCAAGAUGACAUGUACAGUUAUUUCCUAUACACACGGGGUGGCCCAUACUGGCAAGAUGUCAAGAUCCCGUUUUCGAAGUUUUUUAUGUCCAGUCGAGGAAGAAUACAGGAUAUUCAGCAUGGUCUUUUCUUAGACAAGAUGAACACCAUUGGAUUUACACUGGGGGACAAAGCAGAUGGACCAUUCCAGCUUGAGAUUGAUUUCAUUGGAGUGUGUAAUGACCCUACCCACACUGAGGAGUUUGCUUAUGAGAUUUAUAAGAGAAAUCCAGAGGUGUGAUGUGCAUGGAGCACUGCUGCUGCACCUUCAUAAAGACUCAAUCACAGUAACUCGAAUUGGCUAUUUAAUGAAACAAUUAAAGUACCUAAUAUGAAGUUAUUUUCUCCCAAUGUAGCCCAUUUAAUUUAAGACAGCAACAGACUUAAAAAGUCAAAUGUUUUUUUAAAAGCAAAUAUUUACAGUUUUGCCAAAGCGUUUGCUCAGAAAGAGGGGUUAAAAAAAACAACCAAACACAUAUCUUUCCAAGGAUAAAGGGGAAAUGUACAGGGUUUCUAUGCAUACAUGUAUAAAAAAAAAGUAAUAUGCCAGAAUUAAGUCACGUUUAAGCCUCUUCUGGCUCCCAGCAUCUUCUCCUUCUUCUGCUUCCGGUCUUCUGUGUGUUUCACUCGCCGGUUCUCCCUGGGGUAUCAAACAGUGGGGGUCAGAUACUACUCAAACACUACUGAUGGGCUCUCACUAAUAAAGUGCAUGCAAUACUGCCUCUGCCAUUCUCCCAGUAAACUGCUCUAUUCUCAGCAUAUCAGAUUAAUCAAAUCCAGGUUACACCGGCAACUGUUUAACAUUGUAUAUUGUCAUAGACCAAGAUCAUAUAGGAUGAUGUGAUUCACCUUGUCUGUACUUGGUGCUGUUUGUAAUUCUUCUGGUGGGACGGAACUGACGGAGCUGUCUGAGACUUGUUGAGGGUGUUCUGAGUUUCUCCAAAUGGCUUGAGUUUUCCUGUUCGAAGACAGAGAUAAGAACAGUAAGCAAGCUUGCAUCUACUGCUUAAUAAAGCCUUGAGCGAAUAAAGACAUGAAACUCA
Clupea harengus (Atlantic herring) is the source of this 2029-nucleotide messenger RNA. RefSeq names its product NADH:ubiquinone oxidoreductase complex assembly factor 1 (gene ndufaf1). NCBI's taxonomy places the organism in Eukaryota, Metazoa, Chordata, Actinopteri, Clupeiformes, Clupeidae. The record is from RefSeq and is a predicted model, not a curated record. Gene Ontology annotation, biological process: mitochondrial electron transport, NADH to ubiquinone; mitochondrial respiratory chain complex I assembly. Gene Ontology annotation, cellular component: mitochondrion.